Molecule: messenger RNA, 1589 nt
Organism: Spodoptera frugiperda (fall armyworm)
Lineage: Eukaryota; Metazoa; Arthropoda; Insecta; Lepidoptera; Noctuidae
Exons: 2
Coding region: 262-1455 (397 amino acids)
Molecular function (GO): nucleic acid binding
Source: RefSeq, a predicted model, not a curated record
UAUAUUCUGUCAUCGUCCACAAUAACAAAACUGACUUUCGUUUGUUUUCAUUUGAUUUUAUAACAAAUUUUAAACUGUGAUGUUAAUUAUUUUUGAAAUAAAGUGAAAUGUUAAAUAGCUGUAACCAUAAUACAAAGAAAUACACUUUAGUUAAUGUGAUUCCUAUUGUACAAUAGAAGAUAUUGAUUUGUUAUUGUUCCUGACUAAGAGUAUUAAAUGAAAAGGAAAGAAUAUUGCAAUUUGCACCUAGGUCAAUAAAUAAUGGAGCCGAUCAUCAAAGCAGAUUUAGAGAAUAUUAUAAUUAAUUUGCUACAAAAAUGUCAACUCGAAGGCGAUACUCCAAUGCAGAUUCCUUUGGAAGAUGUUGAAAGAAGAGUAUUGCAUUACUCUGAAAUAUCUCGAAAUAAGUUAGAGAUAGCUAUUGGCAGAUAUUCGUCCACUAAAUGUCGUAUAAAUCAUUGUGUCGAUUUUGGUAAACAUGUAACAGUUUUAAACAAUCUCCUAUAUUUUUAUGAAAAGAAGAUGCUACCUUCAUUCAAAACUUUAUUUGAUUACAUACAGAUAUUAGAACCAUCUACACGUGGUAUGAACUAUUAUCACUUCAUACAUAAUAUGAAUAUGAUAGGCAUUGAUCAUCAAACUAUUAUUAAUGGUAAAAUGUUGCUUAUGGAAGAUCCAAAGAUAACAUUUGAAAGAAGUUUAUUUCUAAACAAAAUGAAGAAAAUUCGACAAAGCGAUCUUAUGAUCUAUUACGUCAGUGAAAGAAUAAUAGAUGAUAAAUGUAAUUUUGAGAAACCCUGGGUUCGAAAUUGUAAAACUUUAAAAUUAUUUACCAAUGGACACAUAUUCUUCCACGCUGUAUCUAAACAGGGUUUUAUGAAUGGCAUAUUUUGCUACACUCCAACUGAAUAUGAUUUUUACAAGUGGAUAGUAGAUAUUUUGCUGCCGUCGUUGAAAACGGAAAGUGUCAUCGUAUUCGAUAAUAGUCCGUUACAUGGAACAUCUAAACCUAAUAAAGUAUCCAUGUUUGAUACGAAAGAUGAAAUGAGAAAAUGGCUACGGGAAAAUAAUAUACCACACACUAACUCCAUGAAGAAAUCCGAAUUGUAUCGUCUUAUUGAAAACUGUAUGUGCAGUAUGAAUACGACUCCUCAGGUUGAUCGUGUUAUAAAAGCAAAUGGUCAUCAAGUUGUACGGUUACCUACACAUUUUGAAGACUUGUCGCCCAUUGACCAAAUCUGGCAAGAUAUUAAGAAAUUUCAGUCGCUAUCUCAGGCUGACCUGCACAAUAGUAUAUUAAAAUACUUUCUAGAAAUACCUACAGUCGUAUAUACUCAACUUUAUGAUAAAGUUGUAAAAAAAGAAAACACUUUGAUUGAAUUAGAUGACAAAAUUGAGCACGCUUUGGAUGAAUUCCUAAAGGAAUUAAAAAUCACUGAAAUUGUACUAGAAUAAUAACAUCACUAUACUUACUUAUUUUGGAUUAAAAUUUGUAAUAUAAUAUAUAUUUCUUCGAACCGAAUAUUUUUAUCUUUCGUCAAUUGGUUGAUUUUGUAAUACCUUUAACAAAUAAACGACUAUUACAUCUA